CCAAUCUUCCGGUUUGACUGUGAAGGCGCCGCUGCUAACAGGAGUUAGCCUGUGCAGAAGUAGCUAGCUGAGCUCUUUUCUGGCUCUAUAUGAAUAUUAAUAACCUUUAUAAUCAUGUCCUUUAAAAGAGAAGGGGACGACAAGAGUCAGUUAAACAUUCUGAAGAAGCGACGUGUCGAGGAUCUUCUGUCUCACUUCAUUCCAGAGGACGAAGCGGUUCUGAUGAGAAACGGAAGAUAUUCCUGCAUCGUGUGUUCGUAUCGUCCCGUGUUCGAUACCGUGGACAUGUUGACGGUUCACAGAAACGGGAGAAAGCAUCUGGAAGGAUUACAAUUGUUCUAUGGCAAAAAAACACGGCUGAAGAAUGAGAUAAUAAAGAGGCAACAAGAAACCUCCGUCCAGGCUGAAGACGCAGGACAGGAACCAUCCAGCUCAGCCCCAUUACUGGAACAAACACGAAAGCUCACAUAUCACGCUCUGUUGAAAACUGUCCCGUACAACAGCUGCCAUCGAAAAACCAGCACAAAAUCUGAGAAAGAACCAGCGAGCAUCAUCUCAGACGUCAGUGGAAACGCAGAGAACACAAGUGAAGCUUCUGACUCUGCUGCGUCGAGAAGCUGCAGUGGCUCCACGGCAGACAAUAAAGAGUUAAAUCCAUCACAUGAUGUGGAGGUGUCUCAGCCAAUCACAGCCGAGAGGAGGAGAGAGCUGGAGCACUACCUCAAACUGAAAAGUGACGGGUGGAAACAGGACCGGAGCGGCCGGUGGAUCAGAGACGAGGACGUGGAGUUUGACUCGGACGAGGAGGAGCCUCCGUCCCUCGUCCACUCAGAGGACUGAGGACACAGAUGUACUUGGAACGUCCUGAAGCCGCGGUGCUGAAUGAAAUAACUGAGCUUCCACGUGCAGAGACUCCAGCCGCUCAUUGAAUCACAUGAUUUCCUUCUGGCUCCACAGAGACGGUUUCAUCUGGGCUCCCACUCACCAGCAGUGAUAGAAAACUUCUAGUUUCCAUCAGCUGCAACUCGUGAUUCUUUUAUUCUGCUAAAAAACAAAUCGAACGAUUUAAUGAGAAGCAUCAUCUCCUCACAGUCGGCUGAUUCUGUACGUCACAGCAUUUGAUUUACAGAAUUAGAAACAGAAUGUGAGAAACAUUUCAUCCACUGUGCUGAAAAUGUUUUGAUUUGGUGCAACAGGAAACAUCGAGCAACUUAAAGACAUGAAGAUUAUAAUAAAAAUAGAAUCAGUGUCUAAUCCAAAACACUCUGAAAAACAGAGGAUUCUACAAGAUGUUUUUAUAUUGUUUUAACCAUUAUGUCUUUUAGUUAGGAUCAAUACUAUUAUUUUUUCCAGUUGAAACACUUAAUCGUCGACAUUAUAAACCAACAUAGUAAAAAUGUAAUUUGUGAUUUAAUUUUCACUGUUGUAAUCAUUCAAGAUUGUUAUUUUAAUGUUGAGGAUAAAAUACUGUUUAUCUCAGGGAUCUUCAUAGGGUGGUCCAUGCCCCCUAGUGGCCCUUACAGGUACUGCAGUGGGCUGUGAAAUGUUAUGUUUGUGUAAAAUAUUCAGUUAGCAGAAGUACAUUUAUUAAAAACAAGUUACACAA
This is a messenger RNA of Platichthys flesus (European flounder), 1606 nucleotides long. RefSeq names its product sodium channel modifier 1 (gene scnm1). The transcript has 8 exons. Gene Ontology annotation, biological process: RNA splicing. The record is from RefSeq and is a predicted model, not a curated record. Lineage: Eukaryota; Metazoa; Chordata; Actinopteri; Pleuronectiformes; Pleuronectidae. The coding region runs from base 115 to 840 and encodes 241 amino acids. Gene Ontology annotation, cellular component: nucleus.